Messenger RNA from Stegodyphus dumicola, 1312 nucleotides. RefSeq lists its product as uncharacterized. NCBI's taxonomy places the organism in Eukaryota, Metazoa, Arthropoda, Arachnida, Araneae, Eresidae. The record is from RefSeq and is a predicted model, not a curated record. Gene Ontology annotation, molecular function: DNA end binding. Gene Ontology annotation, cellular component: DNA ligase IV complex; nucleus. Gene Ontology annotation, biological process: double-strand break repair via nonhomologous end joining.
UUAUCACGGACUUCACUUAUAUGACAAGAUUGAAGGGAGUUCUUGACGAAAAUAGAAGGGUCUUUAGAGAUGUCUUGCGUAUAUAUAUUAAAAAGAUAAGGCGAAAGUGCCGACCCCUGUGGGACACCAGUUUUGAUUACUCUUGUGGUUUAGUAAGCAGUACCAAUUUUGAUUCUGAAUGUUCUGUUGCUGAGAAAAGAGGCUAAUGAUCUGGAAAAUUGAGAGUGAUUAAUUUGUAAAUGAGGCCGUGAUGCCAUACCCUUUCAAAAGCUUUCGCGAUCUGAUGCAACAUGGUGAUGUCAGACUACUUCCAGUUAUUACCUUACGAGUAGAUCUACUAGAGAUACCUUUAUACCGUAUCUACGAGGUUCGCGUGGGCAAGAGGUCACUCAAAAGACUAGCCCAAUAGCCCUUUCUCUUUAACCCUGAGAGGCUACUGUUCUCCCAUGCGUAGAAGUAUCGCGAUUAUCAGCGUAUCGUAGAUAGACAAUAAUAUUCCGUUUCUACAUCUUGACACUCGAGAAUAAAAUACGAUCUGUGUGUGUGAAAUCAAUGGAAUGAGACUUACAAAAUACCUCGACUUCGACUUUAAUAGAUUUUCUGUCAUUAGUGGACGCGGUGUCUAUGAAUUUUUAUUGUGCAUUUCUUACCUGAAAAGUUAAAUAUAUAUGUAGUGUUAUUCUAGUGGUAUCUUUUUACUAGGUAGGAGCCACUUCUGCUGAUACGUCAUAUGUUACUUGUUAAAUGUGCAUUAGAUCACAUUGUGUUACUUUUUAAAUGUGCUUUAGAUUGUUAAAUGUCAUUCGAUUACACGAAAUGUCAGACGAAUUAGACGAUCUCAGUACUGUUGAUUGGGUUGAAGUGCCUGAUACUUCUUUCAUUGUAAAGUGCAAAUUUUCUGAUGUGGGUUAUAGUGUUUUGAUGUCUGAUCUAACUCAUCUAUAUGGAGAGCGAAUAAGGGAGUCAGAAGUUCAAGAAAGAUUCUGUAAAUUGAAUCCAUAUGCAGAGAUGAAAACAAGUGUAAUAAUAAAAAAUGUGAAAGAAACUUUAGAAGAAGGCCUUAGAGUUAAGACCUCCACACUUACUUUACAUCAGUUACCUGAAAAGUUAGUACUUCGUCUGGAAUUCAAAGCUGCCCAAGUAUCUUUCAUUUAUGAUUUGGAACUUGGCUUGUUAUCUGCUGACCAGCUGCGAGAUAAUAUUUUGGUUCCAACUAUUUUGAAUGCUUUAUUGAAUCACCAGAAACAUUUAGAGCUGAAAAAGAAAUAUGAAGCACUGGAGAAUGGCCAAUUGCUUCCAACAUCCAUGAAUA